CUGAUUUGGCAGAAAAGAAACAAUUUCUGAACAGUGAAACUUUGGGAAAAUUGUUCAGAGAAUUUAGUUAAGAGUUGAUCAAUUAAUCUGGAAAGGUAAACAAAUAUGAACCAUCUGAUGAGAAGUAUUCAAUUCCUUUUCCCAUUUCUGUGAAGUAAUAAGUGGCACGUUUUAUUGCAUUUAUGCUGUGUAAGCCUGUCACCAAGUUUCAACUAAGGAAAGAGGUUCUGUUUUUAAAUCCAUUAUUGACCCUCUUUGUAUUCUGGGACCUUAAUCUUCAUGCUGAAAAUGAUAACCAUAAUACCCAGAAAUUAAGAACUUUGGAUCCAUCAGAUUUUGCUCGUACUCCUCUCAUUUUCCCAAGUUGGGACUAUUGAUGUCAAUAAACUGGAGUCCGUUUUGGAAAACAUGGGCUUGAACCUCACAGAAGAAGAAAUGAAGGAUCUGAGAUCAAACCUGCCUGUUAAUGCAGAUGGUAAAGUUGCAAUGAGAAUAUUGUUGGAUGCAUUAAAAGCUUUUACAGGACCAAAGGUUGAUGUGCGAUGUCUACAGGAUAUUCUGAACCACAUGGGGAUUGAGCUAACAGAUAAAGAACAAAUGAAGCUGCUAAAAACACUGCCUAUUGAUGCUGCUGGGAAGAUCUAUAAAAAUAGAUUGUUGGAUGAUGUGAAGUCUCUCAAAAAAGGGAAAGUUAAAAGAAGUAAAAUGAAUAUUGCUCUAGAAAACCUGGGAAUCAAGCUCACAGAAAAGGAGAUUAAAAGUCUGGUGGAAAACCUACCAGAUAAUGCUAAUGGGAAGAUUGAGCUUAAAACAUUGAUGGAUACAGUGACAGCUGUUACAGGAGAAGUUGACGUCAAUGAUGAGGAAAAUAUUCUGGGGAAAAUUGGGAUAGAUCUCACAGAUAAGGACUGCCUAGAGCUGGAGAAAAAUCUUCCCGUUGAUGCUGAUGGAAAGGUGUAUCAGAAUAGGUUGAAGGAUGAUGUGAAAUCACUUAAAAGAAAAAAAGUUGAUGCCAAUGAUCUGCUGAAAUUUCUGGGGAACAUGGGGAUCGAGCUCACGGAAAAGGAACGUGUGAAGCUUCUACAAACACUACCCACUGAUGGAGGAAUGGUUAGCUUUGAUAAUCUAGACACUGUUUUGGGAAACCUGGGGGUCGAACUCACAAAAAAGGAAUAUGAAGAUUUGGCCAAAAAUCUGCCACUUAAUGCUAAUGGGAAGGUUGACCUCAAUACAUUGAUGGAGACAUGGAAACUAUUACAGCUAAUGGAAAAGUCUACAAGAAUAGAUUCAUGGAUGGUUUGAAGUCUCUUAAGGCCUGUCACCAAGUAGGAACUAUUGAUGCCAAUAAACUGGACUCCAUUUUGGGAAUCAUGGGAUUGAACCUCACAGAAAAAGAAAAGAAGGAUCUGAGAUUAAACCUUCCCGUUAAUGGUGAGCUCUAUUUAAUAUCUUUUUAAACUACUUAGGAAAACCUGGGAUUUUGCACAUGCCUCAAUUAAUCAACCAUUCAAAUGUUUAUUUGACAUAGGUAGGCAUUUAGAAAAAUAUAUAAAGUAAUUCAGAAAGCAAUUAAGGACUAAUUGUUGUCUUUAAUCAUUUUCAUCAGUUUAGGAUAUAAUGUUUUUUACUUGAAUCCUAAGCAGGGAUGAGAGUUUCUUCAGGAUCACUACCAUGUCUGGCAAAGAUGGGGAAAGAAAAUAAAUUAGAAAGCAGAAAAUAGUACAUAUCCAAUGGAAAACAGUUAGAGAAAAGAUACACAAAAUGACGAGAAGGAAACAAUUUUAAAAUUGGGGAAUGAUUUAAAUGCCACCAACUAUCUGUUAAAAUUUUUGUUUCCACUACUGCUAAUCCUACUUCACUGAGUCAGUUACCACUAGCCAAGAAGACAGAACAGGAACCAGAAGGAAUAACAGGUCUGGUACAUAUCUCCUUUCCCAUGAAGCCGUAACAGGACCUGUAAACUAUCAUAAGGUCAAGGGUGUUGAAAGGUUCAGAGCAACAGCAAGUCAUAUUCCCUCUCUGAAGCUGCAAGAUUCCCCUUUUGGAACAAGCUCCAUGAUCCAAGGGCUCUUGUUUUGGGACUUGAACUACCUCUUACUGAGCUGAAGACACACUCAAAAAUGCUUUGAGUUACAAAGUAAUUCCAUCCCAAAUGAACAAAAUGAUGAAUGUUAACCUGGGAAAAUACCUUGGGCUAAGUACAUAUCUAAAACCUACUCAUUUUAUUAUUUGCCAGUUUGUUUCACUGUUGCUGUUAACUACUGUGCUGGUUUGUAUAUAUUAUGUCCCCAAGAAAAAGCCAUAUUCUUUAAUGCAGUCUUGUGGGGGCAGA
This is a messenger RNA of Choloepus didactylus (southern two-toed sloth), 2332 nucleotides long. RefSeq lists its product as uncharacterized. Lineage: Eukaryota; Metazoa; Chordata; Mammalia; Pilosa; Megalonychidae. The coding region runs from base 409 to 1302 and encodes 297 amino acids. The record is from RefSeq and is a predicted model, not a curated record. The transcript has 13 exons.